AUGAGCGAGUCCGUGUUUGGCGUCUAUCUGCGUGGCGAAACCCAUGAUACCGUGGUGUCGCCGUCUAUGAUGAAGACUAUUCUCUCUUCGGCGGACGCAUCGAGUGUCCCUGCACUCGAUCAAGCCCUGCAGAACGUCUUUGGUGAUCGCAGUCUCGUGCGCAACUUGCAGUUACCUCGUAACCGGGAGAUCAGUGACGAUGUCUCCGGGAUCAUGAAUCGGGAGCCAUUUAUCAGUGAUGCCUCAGCUGGGAUCGUCAGACUGGUGCAGCGCAACACCCCCGGCUUAGUGACCUUCAGCCGAAGUCCUGUUGACCAAUUCACCUGGGAGCGCGAAAGCCAUGUAUCCAUGUCCGAGGAAAACCAAUCAACCUGUGAAGCGAACCUCUUUUCGCUUGUGAGAAGCUUUGUGGGCCAGAACAUGAGCACGCUGCUCAUGGGCGAGACUUUUGUCGAAAAUUUUCCUACUUUCCUUAGCGAUCUGUGGACGCUGGACAAUAACUUUGUCCCACUGUUUAUAGGCCUGCGUCGAUGGGUGCCUACCACCCCGAAUAUCUCGGCGGGCUUUCCUGCGCGCAGUCGGCUUCUUCACAUCAUGUCAGUCUUUUACCGGGCGUUCGGUGCCUGGGAUGACGGAAUCGAUCCUGGUUUCGAGCUCCGCGAGCUCGACGAUGUAUCCGACCUGGUAAAGCAGCGGAUGCGGAUCUUCCGCAAGAUGGAACUCUCUCCAGGUGCCAGUGCAGCAGGGAACCUAUCUCUGUACUGGGACGUGAUCGAAUAUACCACUAAGCUCACAUUCUGGACAAUUAUCCACAUCUUGGCCGACAGCGAGCUUCUAAAGGAGAUCCGGAAGGAAAUAUCUUCCUGUGUGAAAUCUUCCCGGCCCAGCCUCCAGGAAACCGGCUUCCCCUUCGACGAGCCGCCCAGACUUGGCUUAGACCUCGAAAAAGUGCUGACCGCAUGCCCACUCCUCAGGGCAUGCUACUACGAAAGCAUUCGUGUCCACUCCGCCGGAAUCUCCUUCAGGAAACUGGAAUCCGACAUGACCGUGACCGAGUCAGCGGAAGACGCGGCACAGCCUCGUACCUACAAGUUCCGCAAGGGCGCGAAGGUGAUCAUGCCCCACGGGGUCUCCUACAAUGACCCACAGCGUUUCUCGAACCCUGAUCAGUACGACCCUCUCCGAUUCAUUGUGACGGACCCGGUGUCCGGCACCCAGCAGGCCAGUGCUGCUAGCCUUGGCCCCUUCGCAGACGGAUUAUAUGGCUCUAAAAACAAUGCUUUGACUGAACGCGCUAUCUUGGCGUUUACCGCGGGCAUUGUGUCGAUGUGGGACAUUACUUCCGCGAAUGAGAGUGGACUUGCGGUCCCUAAAAAUUGGAAGACGUGGGGAACUUACCAGCCCGCGAGGGACGUGAGGGUGAAGCUGAAAUUGAGAGUAUAA
This is a messenger RNA of Penicillium canariense, 1443 nucleotides long. RefSeq lists its product as uncharacterized. Gene Ontology annotation, molecular function: monooxygenase activity; oxidoreductase activity, acting on paired donors, with incorporation or reduction of molecular oxygen; iron ion binding. The coding region runs from base 1 to 1443 and encodes 480 amino acids. The record is from RefSeq and is a predicted model, not a curated record. NCBI's taxonomy places the organism in Eukaryota, Fungi, Ascomycota, Eurotiomycetes, Eurotiales, Aspergillaceae. The transcript has a single exon.